Messenger RNA from Camelus dromedarius (Arabian camel), 3171 nucleotides. It is a transcript of the gene ALAS1, whose product is annotated as 5'-aminolevulinate synthase 1. The record is from RefSeq and is a predicted model, not a curated record. Gene Ontology annotation, cellular component: mitochondrial matrix; mitochondrion. Lineage: Eukaryota; Metazoa; Chordata; Mammalia; Artiodactyla; Camelidae. Gene Ontology annotation, biological process: erythrocyte development; heme biosynthetic process; hemoglobin biosynthetic process. Gene Ontology annotation, molecular function: 5-aminolevulinate synthase activity; pyridoxal phosphate binding. Bases 1289 to 3022 code for a protein of 577 amino acids. The transcript is spliced from 10 exons.
UUAAAUUUAGUUUUAGUCUACCUCUGCCAGGAGAGGAUGAGGCUCUUCAGAUUCUACUUAAUUCUAGAGAAUAAUUUACGUUAUAGGCCGUGUCAGGUGUGUUCUCUGAAUGUGGACUUGCAAGAGAAGAAUGUUUUUUUCUUUUAGUAGAAAGGAUUUAAUCCUUUGUAGGAUUUUUUUUCCUCUUUACCAUUGUUCAGGAGUUGGUUACAGGUUUUUUUACUGAACAAUCAAAAUCCUCUUUUACCAUUCUGUCCCUAGCAAUAGAUCUCUCUUCUAGUCUUGGUUGAGUAAAAUGUGGCUUUUACAGACUAGCAUGCAAACAUCACAAAUGAUAUUCACAAACUAUUUACUAGCUUAGGUAGAUCUUUAUAAUGAAAAACGCAGGAUAAACAUGUACAUGAGAAUAAGUAAAACUUGUUUUAAACCUGUACAUGGGGGGAAUAAGAUAAUAUACCAAGUUGUCUGCAAUAGUUAUGUUUUGAAUGAUAGAACUGUUUUUACUUUUCUAGACUUCCUACAGUGACUAUGUAUUUACUGACUUUUAUAGUGAAUGAAAUGAACUUGAAAGCAAUUUUUGUUUUACUUUUCUUCAUAGAAGAUUUUAAUAAAGCUGUCUUGAGACAGCUUACCCAAGUUGUAGGAGAGCCCAGCCUAUGACUCACAGGAGUAUUCCAGGAUGAUGAAGAAAGACUUUUCUAGAAGGAAGAUGAAUGCAUUUGCUCAAGGGGAGAGGGAAGUCAUUAUAACUAGAAGCAUAAUCACCAGCCAACUGUGUUAAGUUAUGAGCUUUGAUGGAUCUAGAUGAGAAGGAAGAGGUGUGUGAAGGUGACUGAUGUCCCUGUGGCCUCUGCUUAGCAUACUGAUAGUUUGAACUCUAGCAGACAACAAUCCAAAGACCUUGCUUUUAGCCUAGCUUCUCUUGCUAAGAAGAAAACCAGUAGUUUAUAGGUUAAGCAACAGUAAGCCUUUUUGUCAAGAAUCUGUUUAGAAACAUUAGCAGAGAAAAAGUUGUAUGACCACUGCCAAUUACCUUCAAGAGUGUGUCCUCUCAUGAAGCAUGUGGAGCAUACUUGGGGUAGAUUUACUGGAAAUAAUCCAACUCAAAGACUCUGGGCUGUCUAAAAGUAGAAAACUACUUCAGGGAUUUGUAAGGGAGAAAUACGGUGGCUUUUUCGAGAGGUAGGUGGAUGUGCCAGUGAAGUCUUCACAGGAGCGUUUCCAGUGGGGCAGAUGAAAGAACAGGUGAACUGGCAGAACCUACUGAGAAUACAGUUGUGUCUGGAUCAUGGGGCAGAAGGACAAAACUGCCAAAGCUGAGGUUGGGCAGGCUCCUGAUGGACCCCAGCGGACUCUUGAUGGCACGCAGCUUCCACCCGGACACCCCUCCCUUCCCGGGAGCCAGGGCACGGCGAGCAAGUGCCCUUUCCUGGCAGCCCAGAUGAGCCAAGGGGGCAGCAGUGUCUUCCGCAAAGCCAGCCUAGAGCUUCAGGAGGAUGUGCAGGAGAUGCACGCCGUGAGGAAAGAGGUUGCCCAAACGUCAGUGAACCCAAGUGUGAUUAGUGUAAAGACCGACGGAGGGGAGCCGAGUGGAUUGCUGAAGAACCUUCAGGACAUGAUGCGAAAGCAAAGACCAGAACGAGUGUCCCAUCUUCUUCAGGAUAACCUGCCAAAAUCUGUUUCCACUUUUCAGUAUGAUCGUUUCUUCGAGAAGAAAAUUGAUGAGAAAAAGAAUGACCAUACUUAUCGAGUUUUCAAAACUGUGAACCGGAAAGCACAGUUCUUCCCCAUGGCCGAUGACUAUUCAGACUCGCUUAUCACUAAAAAGCAGGUGUCUGUCUGGUGUAGCAAUGACUACCUAGGGAUGAGUCGCCAUCCACGGGUGUGUGGGGCCGUCAUAGACACUUUGAAACAGCAUGGUACUGGAGCAGGCGGUACUAGAAAUAUUUCUGGAACUAGUAAAUUCCAUGUGGACCUGGAGCAGGAGCUGGCUGACCUCCACGGGAAAGAUGCAGCACUCUUGUUUUCCUCGUGCUUUGUGGCCAAUGACUCGACCCUCUUCACUCUGGCUAAGAUGAUGCCAGGCUGUGAGAUUUACUCUGAUUCUGGGAAUCACGCCUCCAUGAUCCAAGGGAUUCGGAACAGCCGAGUGCCAAAAUACAUCUUCCGGCACAAUGAUGUCAGCCACCUCAGAGAACUGCUGCAGAGAGCUGACCCCACGGUCCCCAAGAUUGUUGCAUUUGAAACUGUCCACUCAAUGGACGGGGCAGUGUGCCCACUAGAAGAGCUGUGUGAUGUGGCCCAUGAGUUUGGAGCGAUCACCUUCGUGGAUGAGGUCCACGCAGUGGGGCUGUAUGGGGCUCGAGGCGGAGGAAUUGGCGAUCGGGAUGGAGUUAUGCCUAAAAUGGAUAUCAUUUCUGGAACACUUGGCAAAGCCUUUGGCUGUGUUGGAGGGUACAUCGCCAGCACGAGUUCUCUGAUCGACACUGUCCGAUCCUACGCGGCUGGCUUCAUCUUCACCACCUCCCUGCCGCCCAUGCUGCUGGCUGGAGCGCUGGAGUCCGUGCGGAUCCUGAAGAGCGCUGAGGGCCGGGCGCUUCGCCGCCAGCACCAGCGCAACGUCAAGCUCAUGAGGCAGAUGCUGAUGGAUGCCGGCCUCCCCGUCGUCCACUGCCCCAGCCACAUCAUCCCUGUUCGGAUAGCAGAUGCUGCUAAAAACACAGAGGUUUGUGAUGAACUAAUGAGCAGACAUAACAUCUACGUCCAAGCGAUCAAUUACCCCACGGUGCCCCGGGGGGAGGAGCUGCUGCGCAUCGCCCCCACGCCUCACCACACACCGCAGAUGAUGAACUACUUCCUCGAGAAUCUGCUGGCCACGUGGAAGCGAGUUGGGCUGGAACUCAGGCCACAUUCCUCAGCCGAGUGCAACUUCUGCAGGCGGCCACUGCAUUUUGAAGUGAUGAGUGAAAGAGAGAAAUCCUACUUCUCCGGUAUGAGCAAGUUGGUGUCUGCUCAGGCCUGAGUGUCGUGACCUCAGUCACUGCACCUAACCCCAGGCCACUCUGCAUCUAGAUAGGCUCUCCACAAUUGUCUUUGUGUGUGAAUUAAAUUAUAUUAAAAUUUAAUCAAUAGUAAACACAUAGUCCUGAAAAUAAAAUCUUGUCUAAGUGA